Perca fluviatilis (European perch) is the source of this 3950-nucleotide messenger RNA. RefSeq names its product glutamine--fructose-6-phosphate aminotransferase [isomerizing] 1-like. Gene Ontology annotation, biological process: protein N-linked glycosylation; UDP-N-acetylglucosamine metabolic process; carbohydrate derivative biosynthetic process. Gene Ontology annotation, molecular function: carbohydrate derivative binding; L-glutamine:D-fructose-6-phosphate transaminase (isomerizing) activity. Lineage: Eukaryota; Metazoa; Chordata; Actinopteri; Perciformes; Percidae. The record is from RefSeq and is a predicted model, not a curated record.
UCUGAGUCAGUGUGGAGACAGAAGGGGCGAAGCUUUAACUGACAGGCGUUCCCCAGCUACCAGAGUAGCUGUAACUGGCAUCCAAACUGCAGACAUGUGUGGAAUCUUUGCCUAUCUCAACUACCAAGUGCCAAGGACUCGCCGGGAGAUCCUUGAGAUCCUGCUCAAAGGUCUGCACCGUCUGGAGUACAGAGGCUACGACUCAGCUGGUGUGGGAAUUGAUGGUGGCAAUGGCAAGGACUGGGAGUCAAAUGCCAAGUCCAUCCACCUGAUCAAGCAACGUGGGAAAGUGAAGGCUCUGGAUGAGGAGAUCAACAAGCAGCAGGAUAUGGACCUGGAUGUGGAGUUUGACGUUCAUGUCGGCAUUGCUCACACCCGCUGGGCCACUCACGGUGUCCCAAGCCCAGUCAACAGCCACCCACAUCGAUCUGACAAGACCAACGAGUUCAUCGUCAUCCACAAUGGAAUUAUCACCAACUACAAAGACCUGAGGAAGUUCUUGGAGAGCAAAGGCUACGAGUUUGAGUCAGAGACUGACACAGAGACCAUCGCCAAGCUGGUGAAGUACAUGUUUGACAACCGGGAGAGUGACGACAUCAGUUUCGCCACGCUGGUGGAACGGGUCACCCAGCAGCUGGAGGGAGCUUUUGCCCUGGUGUUCAAGAGCGUCCACUACCCCGGAGAGGCAGUUGGCACAAGGAGGGGAAGUCCCCUGCUGAUGGGAGUGAGGAGUGAUCACAAACUGUCCUCCGAUCAUAUUCCUGUGCUCUACCGCUCCACCGCUAAAGACAAGAAGGGCUGCAGUGCCAUACCCAGGAUGGACCAGGACACCUGCUUGUUCCCCGUGGAUCAGAAAGCCGUGGAGUACUACUUUGCCUCUGAUGCAAGCGCAGUGAUCGAGCACACGAACCGGGUGAUCUUCCUGGAGGACGACGACGUGGCUGCCGUGAUGGAAGGCCGGCUGUCCAUCCACAGGAUAAAGCGCACGGCCGGAGACUACCCUGCCCGCGCCAUCCAGACCCUGCAGAUGGAGCUACAGCAGAUCAUGAAGGGCAACUACAGCUCCUUCAUGCAGAAGGAGAUCUUUGAGCAGCCCGAGUCUGUGGUCAAUACCAUGAGGGGGAGAAUCAACUUCAACGACAACACAGUGAUACUGGGUGGACUGAAGGACCACAUCAAAGAGAUCCAGAGGUGUCGGCGGCUGAUCCUUAUUGCCUGCGGCACCAGCUACCAUGCCGGGGUAGCGACCCGCCAGGUCCUCGAAGAGCUAACCGAGCUGCCGGUCAUGGUGGAGCUGGCCAGCGACUUCCUGGACAGGAACACUCCCGUCUUCCGAGACGACGUCUGCUUCUUCAUCAGCCAGUCAGGGGAGACUGCUGACAGCCUCAUGGCCCUGCGCUACUGCAAGGAGAGAGGAGCUCUGACUGUGGGCGUCACCAACACAGUGGGCAGCUCCAUCUCCAGGGAGACCGACUGCGGAGUCCACAUCAAUGCCGCGGAGAUCGGCGUAGCCAGCACCAAGGCCUACACCAGCCAGUUUGUGGCCCUGAUCAUGUUUGCGCUCUUGAUGUGCGAUGACAGGAUUUCCAUGCAGCCCAGACGCCGAGAGAUAAUCCAGGGCCUGAGAGUGCUUCCAGAUCUGAUCAAGGAGGUCCUCAGUUUGGAUGAUGAGAUCCAGAAGUUGGCAGAAGAGCUGUACCAGCAGAAGAGUGUACUGAUCAUGGGCAGAGGCUACCAUUAUGCUACCUGCCUGGAAGGAGCACUGAAAAUUAAGGAAAUCACAUACAUGCACUCAGAGGGCAUCCUGGCUGGAGAGCUGAAACACGGCCCCCUGGCCCUGGUGGAUAAACUCAUGCCGGUCAUCAUGAUCAUCAUGAGAGACCACACCUACACCAAAUGUCAGAACGCACUGCAGCAAAUUGUUGCCCGCCAGGGCCGCCCCAUCGUGAUCUGUGACAAAGAUGAUUACGAGACCGCCAAGUGCUCCAGCCGCACCAUCAAAGUGCCUCACUGUGUGGACUGCCUGCAGGGCGUCCUGAGCGUCAUCCCGCUGCAGCUGCUGUCCUUCCACCUGGCUGUCCUCCGAGGUUUCGACGUGGACUGUCCAAGGAACCUGGCCAAGUCCGUGACCGUAGAGUGAACCGCACCAUUCAUCACAUAACGGCAAAAGCCCGGCGGACGCACAUUCAAACGCGCACAGACGGCGAGGGAGCAUCUGAAUGCAGAAACGAAGAGAAAACAAUGUCCUGUUUGUGUCUCGCGUCAGGGCUUUUUUUUUUUUUUUUUUAAAUGCAAUCUUUACUCAACAGGUGUGUAUCUCACUGUUGCAUAGUAUCUGUAUCUCACUGUCUAUUUUUCCCAGAAACCUUUUGGCAUCACUGUCGUACGAUUGUUAGAGAAGCGGUUUUGUCCGUGGUGGCGAGGUCCGGCCUGGCGCUGACCUAUCUUCAUUACGCUCUGGGUUUGGGAAGCUGUAGCAACUGACCGUGACCAUUUGGGUUCAUUCACAAUUCUCAAAAACUUUUGAGAAAUGUUUUUGUGCCGAUUAGUCUCGCUGGAAGCAUCCUGGAGCUGCUGUUUAAGCCGUUGACUGACAGAAGUUUGGUUUUAAAGACCUUACUGGCUCUUUUUAGUGCAAUGAUUUGUAGUUUAGUUUGGAUAUUUUUUUUUCCUUGGCAGCUAAUCGUCUGAACGUAAUCGACAAUCUUAAAUCAUUCCAAGCCACAGGUCAUCGCUUCUUCGUUAAUUGCAGCGCACUUUGCCAGUUUUGCCUCGGUUUCUGUCUUGGACUUUCUUCUGAGGACACGGAGUUUACUGCAGGAGCAACGUCACAAGUUAGGUCCCAGAAACGCUCGCGAAUACACUACUGUGCUGAAAAUCUUCUUGUGUUGGUUACAAAAGCUUGUUCUUGUGUAUAAACCUAGUGUUUAGCAUUUCACGUUCUGGUCUUGAUGGGCUCAGUUAACACGAAUAAGACUUGUUUACUGAGCCACCAUACGCUGUUUCUGCUUUUACCAUUCUCUGUACAUCAUCCCUCUUACUUUAAAGCUAUUAUUUAGUGUUUGAUUCUUCUGCGGAUUCCAGAUCUCGUUCACAUUUAACCUAUUAACUGAAGUAACUCUGAGAUGAAUUCACUAACCUGAAAUACAAGUUGCACCCAGUUGCCAGCCCACACCUUGCCACCACGACUACUGCAAUAUUGGGACCAUUUGUAGCUAUUCUUUCCUUUUUUGUUUUGUUUUGUUUUUUUUAAGGGAUUUGUAUGUAAUUGAAGUUACUCUUUGGUUUGAAAUGUGAAUGUUACUGUCAUUUGAAAUGUCCUGUCAAACCAAAAAUCUCUGCAAUGGCAUGUGGUUACAUUUGUAAACCAAAACGUAUAUAUUUUGUAUGGUUAUCCUACUGUAUAUUGUAGCUAAACGUGUACUGAUGCUGGUAGAUUUGUGCAGUACGAAGAUGCUUCGAGUCCUAAAGGUAGAAUAUACAGUUUCAUGGCAAUAUGUCAUACUGCAGAUGUCUAUUUAGAUAGAAAGUCAGAUGCCAACUGUGUGUGUGAUCCCAAAUGUCUGUUUCAAACACCAAGGAAAGAGUGAUGUACACGUGCAGUUGUGUAGUGAAGAAAUAGAUGUGGAGUUUUUUUUUUUUUUUAACUCAGAUAUUUUAGGUUACAUAUUUAUCUUGCUUUUGCAAUCAAGCCUUAACUUGACUUUUGCUUUUCUUUUUCCCCCUUAAACAUUGAGCUUCUCCUGAGCAAGUGAACAGGUUUAAAUUAAAAACUGGAUGUUUGUUACAGGUACUUUUUGUAACCCACAUACAUGCUGUAAGCACAUUUUGAUUUCUUAACUGGAGGCAAUGAAAGGACACUGCACUGAAUCCUAGCAACAUCUGUUGAGUUACUGAGGAAGUGGGGCACUAUUUAUUAGUGGAACCGAUGCAAUAAAGUGUCAAAGUAC